Messenger RNA from Filobasidium floriforme, 1411 nucleotides. RefSeq names its product Rhodanese-like domain-containing protein. Gene Ontology annotation, biological process: transsulfuration. Gene Ontology annotation, cellular component: mitochondrion. The record is from RefSeq and is a predicted model, not a curated record. The transcript has 7 exons. The coding region runs from base 34 to 1131 and encodes 365 amino acids. Lineage: Eukaryota; Fungi; Basidiomycota; Tremellomycetes; Filobasidiales; Filobasidiaceae. Gene Ontology annotation, molecular function: thiosulfate-cyanide sulfurtransferase activity.
CAAGAUUCACAGAACAUAUCAACGAUUCUGAAAAUGCUCAUCAAUCCUCUUAGAUCCGCUUCACCAGCCAUUGUUCACCAAUCUCGAUCGUUCGCUACGUCAAGCAUGUCCCGCGUUCCACUUCUCAUCACGCCUAAACAGCUGGCGGCGUUGCCCAAGGGCAGCACCAAGAUCCUCGACGCAUCAUGGCACAUGCCCAACUCGCCCCGAAACCCCAACACGGAAUUCCUCACCGGUCCUCGUAUUCCCCAAGCGAUCCGGUGGGACGUCGAUGCAAUCUCUGUGCCCAAGACCGACUCGGAAUUAAACCCGCUAGGAUUGGGGCAUAUGAUGCCUUCCCCUGAGACAUUCUCUGCGGCAUGUAGGAAGAGGGGGAUCAAGCGAGAGGAUCAUGUGGUGGUUUAUGAUAGUGUUGGAGUGUUCAGUGCGCCAAGGGCGGCUUUUACGUUCGAUUCGAUGGGCCACGAAAAGGUCUCCAUCCUCGACGGUGGCCUCCCGAGGUGGAUUCACGAAGGGUUCGAGGUGGACAGUGAAGACCUCUCUUCUUCCCCAGCAUCGGAGAAGGGAGAAGUUCUGAUGAACGGGGAUAUCCAGGAAAGUGAUUACCCGGUCCCUUCUUUCCAAUCAUCCCGGGUUACCAGCUACGAGGACGUGGUUAAGAAUUCGAAGGUGGACGGAAAGAGCUCGGAGGCCGAUUUAGUCCUCGACGCUCGCAGUCGCGAAAGAUGGACCGGCUCGGCCCCCGAACCGCGCCCGAACCUCUCUUCCGGCCAUAUCCCCAACUCUCUAUCCCUCCCAUUCAACGUCCUCCUGACCCCUUCAAACCCUGAUCGUCCGUAUACAUCUUACCUCCCUCCCUCCUCUUUACGGGAGACAAUCAUCUCCUCCCUGACCUUUCCCGGGGAGACACCUAAAGACGCGCAAGUCCGGUGGGAAAACAUCAAGAGGGGAAAGAAGGGGGUUGUUUGGUCUUGCGGAAGUGGAAUGACGGCCUGUGUAGGCGUUUGGGGGAUGAGGGUCUUGGCGAGCGCUGAGGAGAGGGAUGAAGGGAUGAGGGUGGGGAUUUAUGACGAGAGCUGGACGGGCUACGCAUCGAGGGAGGAGAGCGAGAUCGUCAAGGGCGAAGAAUGAUUCCGGGUUCUAUACGGCCAAGAGAGGAAGUGAGGUAUCGACGCCGGCGUACGGAGCGGAAAAAGCUCGGUGUACUCUGUCCGGGUCUGAUGGAACACCGCCGUUGUCUCAGUUUGGUUGAAGAAGGAGUUGUGUAUCAAUAAAACGUUGUAACGAGAAACGACGAAAUCAAAGAUCAUCCCAGACGCGGAAGCCGAGACCCAGAGUCAGGACGAUGGACCUGUGGAUGGUGUUACGGCCGUUUGUUUUCGGAACAUCUAUAGGAAAUUACAAUACUUGA